Messenger RNA from Lottia gigantea (owl limpet), 1562 nucleotides. RefSeq lists its product as hypothetical. Lineage: Eukaryota; Metazoa; Mollusca; Gastropoda; Lottiidae. Gene Ontology annotation, molecular function: zinc ion binding. Gene Ontology annotation, biological process: DNA-templated transcription; regulation of transcription by RNA polymerase II; nucleotide-excision repair. The transcript is spliced from 14 exons. Gene Ontology annotation, cellular component: transcription factor TFIIH core complex; transcription factor TFIIH holo complex. Bases 109 to 1305 code for a protein of 398 amino acids. The record is from RefSeq and is a predicted model, not a curated record.
AUUGCAAAAUUGCAAUAAUUGAUAUUCAGACAUAUAAGCCUUCUCCAAGAAACUUUAGUCCAAAAUUGUUCUGUCGUUGGUCACCAUUUUGGUCUGGGAACCGACGAAAUGGAGGAUGAAAAAGGAUAUCGCUGGGAAACCGAAUAUGAGAAGACUUGGGAAGCUAUACAUGAAGAUGAGUCUGGUUCACUCCAAGCCAGUAUUGAUGACAUCAUUCAUAAAGCUAAAAGGAAAAGAAUGCUGGAAAAAAUUGGAAACAUCCGACUGGGAAUGAUGCGACAUCUGUAUUUAGUUAUUGAUAUGUCAGAAACAAUGUCAGAACAAGAUUUAAAACCCACGCGACUACACUCAACAGUCAAAUUAUUAGAACAUUUUGUAGAAGAAUAUUUUGAUCAGAAUCCAAUCAGUCAACUGGGCGUAUUGGCAACGAGAAAUAAGCGUGCCGAAAAAAUCACAGAACUAGGAGGCAAUCCAAGACGUCAUAUCAAUACUCUACAAGGUUUAAAAGAUAGAAAAUGCCAAGGAGAACCUUCACUACAGAAUUCUUUAGAACUAGCUAUACAAACACUAAAACAUAUGCCAAGUCAUGCUAGUAGAGAAGUUUUGAUUAUAUUGGGUAGUUUAACAACUUGUGAUCCUGGUGAUAUUGAUAAUACUAUUCAGACAUUAAAAGAUUGUAAUAUCAGAUGUUCUAUUAUUGGGUUAGCUGCUGAAAUUUCUGUGUGUAAGAAAUUAUGUAAACAAACACAAGGAAAAUAUAAUGUUAUAUUAGAUGAAAGUCAUUAUAAAUAUUUAUUAGAUCAACAUAUAUCUCCACCACCUGCUACGUCAAAUACAGCAUCAUCCUUGAUUAAAAUGGGUUUUCCCCACCAUUCAUUGAGCAAUGUAAAUAAAGAAGAGAGACCAUCAAUGUGUAUGUGCCAUCUAGAUAGUAAGAAUAAUGAAGGUUUUAGUACUGUUGGAUAUUUCUGUCCUCAGUGUAAAUCUAAAUAUUGUGAAUUACCUGUCGAGUGCAAGGCGUGUGGCUUAACUCUGGUCUCAGCGCCACAUUUAGCUCGAUCCUAUCAUCAUUUAUUUCCUCUAGACUCAUUUAAAGAAAUUCCAAGAACAACUUUAGAAGAUGUAGAAAAAUUACAUUGUUUUUCCUGUUUAUCUCAACUUAAAGAUAUCAAUAUAUAUCAAUGUACACAAUGUAUGAAGAUGUUUUGUUUGGAUUGUGAUCUAUUUAUUCAUGAAACUCUACAUUCCUGUCCUGGAUGUUCUAGUCAUAGAGGGACACAACAUGACAGAAUGGACACAACAUGAAAUGGUGCAUUUCCUUAGAACUGCUCAUGUUACAACAAUAUAAACACAUUCAGACUUUUCAUGAUACCUUGAUAUGUCAGGAUGAAAAUGGACACAUAUAGCUACUGGUAGACAUUCCUAUCACUAUGGACACAUCCAGGAACAGCUCUGUAUGAUAUGGAUGUGGCCAGUUGUAAAAGAUUAAAUACAUGAUGUUCCUAAUUAAAGCAAUAAAGCUACAAUAUUUGUCAAAUAUAUUCGUUAAUAAACAAUUUAUU